AUGGCUGCCAGCCCGACGGAAGCGUCAACGCCAACGCGACCGGCAGAAUGGACAGUCAUUGGCAAGGUCGGCCCCUCCGAUCUGGAAUUCGAAGCAAAGAACCUCAAGGUGGGCAGUCUGUAUGCCUUCCGUGUAUCUGCGGAAAAUGCCAUUGGACGCAGUGAACCGGUGGAAAUAGAGAACCCAAUUGAGCUGCAAGAAAAGUCUCGUAAGUUUGAUUCCGCCCAGCGUCUUUUCCUUCCUGAACUGAUCUUCCUUUUACAUGGACAUCCUUGA
This is a messenger RNA of Dibothriocephalus latus, 276 nucleotides long. The record is from the annotation of a GenBank genome assembly. Lineage: Eukaryota; Metazoa; Platyhelminthes; Cestoda; Diphyllobothriidea; Diphyllobothriidae.